AUGUGCCUAGGCACCAAGUCAACUGCAGUAGUGGGAAGAGCAAAAUGGUUCAUGGGUUUUAUACCGUUACCAGCAGAAUUUGAGGACCUACGGCAGGAGAGUUUCUGGGAAUUGGAGGCCCUGUCCCUGCUCUCACAGGACGCUCAGGAUGCUAUACUCCAUACGAUCCUGAACAUGCUUGGGAACCAAGAGGCUUUGCAGGACCUCAUGGAUGAGCUGGAUAGGAACCCCUGGGAUCCUCCGGAUAGCUUUGGUGGCAAAAUCUUAAAUGAGAUGCAAGAGGACAUAAGAGACCUAUGGAUCCAGGAAAGAUUUCACAUCACUUACCUCCUUGAAGCCAUAAUGGUGCUGAGUGACACCCAACGUGACCUGCUCGCCCAGUCCAUGAAGAAGAGGAUCCUGCUCCAGCAGCAGGAGCUGGUAAGGAGCAUCCUGGAGCCCAACUUCAAAUACUUCAAGGAUAUCCCCUUCACCCUCAAACCUGAGCUCCUUGCCACACUCCAGGACGAGGAUUUGGCCAUCCUUCUGCAGGAGUGUGGCCUGAAUAUGGAGCUGAACAGCCCCAGUUCAACCUGGGAUCUGGAAGACAAGCAGACCCUGUCUGCCCUGUAUGGGACCCUCUCCCUGCUGCAGCGGCUGACAGUCAGUCCAGAGAGGCCUGGCCUCACCGCAGUCUAUGCUGGGAGCAUCCCUGAUGAGCUCAGGGGCCCAAAAGCCACCACUUCUGGCGUUCCGGGUAGCAUGGAGCCAGGAAUCAGCACACCUGAGGGAACGUUCUGA
Mustela lutreola (European mink) is the source of this 780-nucleotide messenger RNA. It is a transcript of the gene GSDMC, whose product is annotated as gasdermin C. NCBI's taxonomy places the organism in Eukaryota, Metazoa, Chordata, Mammalia, Carnivora, Mustelidae. The record is from RefSeq and is a predicted model, not a curated record. Gene Ontology annotation, biological process: defense response to bacterium; pyroptotic inflammatory response. Gene Ontology annotation, molecular function: phosphatidylserine binding; phosphatidylinositol-4-phosphate binding; phosphatidylinositol-4,5-bisphosphate binding. The transcript is spliced from 6 exons. Bases 1 to 780 code for a protein of 259 amino acids.